AUGGCAAGGAGAGACCAAUGUUUCUGUCCAAUAUGUGGCAAGGAUUUUGGGCUAGAGGAAUCCGAGGCAAUUGUUAGAGAUUCAGUUUUACAAAAGAAGUUUCAACAAUAUGCACCAGAUGGCUAUUUUUUUAAAGUAAACUUUGAUGAAGAGGCAAGAAAGAAGCGUGUUCCAUCCUCAUACGAAGUUGUUGUUUUGCGUGACAACAACUUAAGCAGCCUGGUUUCGUCUCUGUGUGCGCCAUAUGAAAAAAUUUCAUUUUGCCUUGAAUACCGUGCUUUAGAAGUACUAGCAUAUCCUGCUAUACGCUCAGAAUGUGAGCCCAGCACAAGCUAUAGUUCCGUGAAACUACAGCGAAGUUCAGCUAGAAUCUCUGUUAAGAGGGAACCAGAGUACCGUUCGACAGGCAGCGUUGAGGACUCAGUUUUUUUCAGACGCUAUUUUAAGGCGUCAGCCCUUACUUCACUUGAAGCCUUGCAGUCUUUAUUACAAAGAAUCUUGGAAUUGGACAAAUAUGGUUUCAAAGCACAUUUUUUGGAUAUGGAUGGCAGAAGUUUUUUAAACAGUAGAUGGUCUAUUCGUGAAAUUGGCUAUCUUUUCAACUGGGACAGAAGGAGUGUGCUAACGAUUUGGUUUACUUUACAGAAUGUUUCGCCAUUGCUUCUGCAAGAUAUCUCGCCUGAGAAAUCUGUGGUUCAUUCUGCAUUGCCAUGCGCUUCUAGGGAGAUGAGACCCAAACUGCUAGAGCCUUCUAAAGCAAGUACUGCCUGUUUAGAUCCAAGAAAAACUACGGGAAGUUGUAAGCGAACAGUUGCUGCUAAACCCAACAGCCGCAAGAAGUCCAGGCUACAAAGGAAAAAGGUGAGUAGAAAGGGCAAGGCAAAUUCAACAAGAAUUCAAAAAGCCCAGAAGCAUCCAAUUCAAGAUGACCCACUUGUUGUUGAAAGGGUGCAUUACAUAUUGGAACAUGGCCAUCCACCUCCAGAUCCUUCUUUUGGAAGUUCUAAACUUUGUGAUUCUCCUUGUUCUCUAAGUAGCCCAAGCGCUUCAUAUGUUUCCUCGGCUUUGAAUGAAGAUGAGCGAAAGAAUACUGAUCUUUCAAAGGAUCAUUCCAGUUUGAGUUUAAGAAAACAUCCUGGAGGAGUUUAUUCGUUAUCAGCUCGCACUGAUCGAUGUACUUCGUCCUUGUACCGAGUAAAGCAUAAAUCUUUGUUAUGUACCAGUACAACUGGAGUAACCUGCACGCGAAAAAGGUCUCAAACUUUAGAAGCCGUUAAGGUCAUUCCCAAAAAACCACCUGACGAAGAAGUUACAUUUCGAUCUUACGCAUUUGCUUGCCGUCGGGGAAAGCAUCUUGCAGAAAGACUUCGGCGGUUACUGUCUUGUGGGGUUGGCUUUUUCUAUAUUUUCUAA
Molecule: messenger RNA, 1413 nt
Organism: Enterobius vermicularis (human pinworm)
Lineage: Eukaryota; Metazoa; Nematoda; Chromadorea; Rhabditida; Oxyuridae
Source: the annotation of a GenBank genome assembly